AUGGCAGCCUCUACUAAAGAACAUAAAAUCGAAACUCCAGAAGCCACAGAGGUGUCUAAGACGUUCUCUGAGACGACAGAAUUCGAAGCAGAAACGGAGAUAGUAUCAGCUGCUACUCGAAAACAUAAGAUCGAAACUCCGGGAGCCACAGAGGUGUCUGAGACGUUCUCUGAGACGACUGAAUCCGAACCAGAAACGGGGAUAGUGGCAGCAUCUACUCGAAAACAUAAGAUCGAAACUCCGGAAGCCACAGAGGUGUCUGAGACGACAGAAUCCGAAGCAGAAACGGAGUUAGUGGCAGCCUCUACUAGAGAACAUAAGAUCGAAACUCCAGAAGCCACAGAGGUGUCUGAGACGUUCUCUGAGACGACAGAAUCCGAAGAAGAAACGGAGAUAGUGGCAGCCUCUACUAGAGAACAUAAGAUCGAAUCUCCAGAAGCCACAGAGGUGUCUGAGACGUUCUCUGCGACGACAGAAUCCGAAGAAGGAACGGAGAUAGUGGCAGCCUCUACUAGAGAACAUAAUAUCGAAACUCCAGAAACCACAGAGGUGUCUGAGACGUUCUCUGAGACGACAGAAUCCAAACAAGAAACAGAAAUAGUGGCAGCAUCUACUCGAAAACAUAAGAUCGAAAUUGCGGAAGCCACAGAGGUGUCUGAGACGACAGAAUCCGAAGCAGAAACGGAGUUAAUGGCAGCCUCUACUGAAGAGCAUAAAAUUGAAACUCCAGAAGCCACAGAGGUGUCUGAGACGUUCUCUGCGACGACAGAAUCCGAAGAAGAAACGGAGAUAGUGGCAGCCUCUACUAGAGAACAUAAGAUCAAAUCUCCAGAAACCACAGAGGAGUCUGAGACGUUCUCUGAGACGACAGAAUCCGAACAAGAAACGGAGAUAGUGGCAGCCUCUACUAAAGAACAUAAAAUCGAAACUCCGGAAGCCACAGAGGUGUCUGAGACGACAGAAUCCGAAGCAGAAACGGAGUUAGUGGCAGCCUCUACUAGAGAACAUAAGAUCGAAACUCCAGAAGCCACAGAGGUGUCUGAGACGUUCUCUGAGACGACAGAAUCCGAAGAAAAAACGGAGAUAGUGGCAGCCUCUACUAGAGAACAUAAGAUCGAAACUCCAGAAGCCACAGAGGUGUCUGAGACGUUCCCUGAGACGACAGAAUCCGAACAAGAAACAGAGAUAGUGGCAGCAUCUACUCGAAAACAUAAGAUCGAAACUCCGGAAGCCACAGAGGUGCCUGAGACGUUCUCUGAGAUGACAGAAUCCGAACAAGAAACGGAGAUAGUGGCGGCCUCUACUAGAGAACAUAAGAUCGGAUCUCCAGAAACCACAGAGGUGUCUGAGUCGUUCUCUGAGACGACAGAAUCCGAACAAGAAACAGAGAUAGUGGCAGCAUCUACUCGAAAACAUAAGAUCGAAACUCCGGAAGCCACAGAGGUGCCUGAGACGUUCUCUGAGAUGACAGAAUCCGAACAAGAAACGGAGAUAGUGGCGGCCUCUACUAGAGAACAUAAGAUCGGAUCUCCAGAAACCACAGAGGUGUCUGAGUCGUUCUCUGAGACGACAGAAUCCGAACAAGAAACAGAGAUAGUGGCAGCAUCUACUCGAAAACAUAAGAUCGAAACUCCGGAAGCCACAAAGGUGCCUGAGACGUUCUCUGAGAUGACAGAAUCCGAACAAAAAACGGAGAUAGUGGCAGCCUCUACUAGAGAACAUAAGAUCGAAACUUCAGAAGCCACAGAGGUGUCUGAAAUGUUCUCUGAGACGAUUGAAUCCGAAGUAGAAACGGAGAUAGUAGAAGCUGCUACUCGAAAACAUAAGAUCGAAACUCAGGGAGCCACAGAGGUGUCUGAGACGUUCUCUGAGACGACAGAAUCCGAAGUAGAAACGGAGAUAGUGGCAGCAUCUACUCGAAAACAUAAGAUCGAAACUCCGGGAGCCACAGAGGUGUCUGAGACGUUCUCUGAGACGACAGAAUCCGAACCUGAAACCGUGAUAGUGGCAGCAUCUACUCAAAAACAUAAGAUCGAAACUCCGGAAGCCACAGAGGUGUCUGAGACGACAGAAUCCGAGGCAGAAACGGAGUUAAUGGCAGCCUCUACUAGAGAACAUAAGAUCGAAACUUCAGAAGCCACAGAGGUGUCUGAAAUGUUCUCUGAGACGAUUGAAUUCGAAGUAGAAACGGAGAUAGUAGAAGCUGCUACUCGAAAACAUAAGAUCGAAACUCCGGGAGCCACAGAGGUGUCUGAGACGUUCUCUGAGACGACAGAAUCCGAACAAGAAACAGAGAUAGUGGCAGCAUCUACUCGAGAACAUAAGAUUGAAAUUCCGGAAGCCACAGAGGUGUCUGAGAUGACAAAAUCCGAGGCAGAAACGGAGUUAAUGGCAGCCUCUACUAAAGAACAUAAAAUCGAAACUCCAGAAGCCACAGAGGUGUCUGAGACGUUCUCUGAGACGACAGAAUUCGAAGCAGAAACGGAGAUAGUACCAGCUGCUACUCGAAAACAUAAGAUCGAAACUCCGGGAGCCACAGAGGUGUCUGAGACGUUCUCUGUGACGACAGAAUCCGAAGAAGAAACGGAGAUAGUGGCAGCCUCUACUAGAGAACAUAAGAUCGAAUCUCCAGAAGCCACAGAGGUGUCUGAGACGUUCUCUGCGACGACAGAAUCCGAAGAAGGAACGGAGAUAGUGGCAGCCUCUACUAGAGAACAUAAUAUCGAAACUACAGAAACCACAGAGACGACAGAAUCCGAAGGAGAAACGGAGAUAGUAGCAGCUGCUAGUCGAAAACAUGAGAUAGAAACUCCAGAAGCCACAGAGGUGUCUGCGACGUUCUCUGAGACGACAGAAUCCGAAGAAGAAACGGAGAUAGUGGCAGCCUCUACUAAAGAACAUAAAAUCGAAACUCCGGAAGCCACAGAGGUGUCUGAGACGACAGAAUUCGAAGCAGAAACGGAGAUAACGACAGAAUCCGAACAAGAAACAGAGAUAGUGGCAGCAUCUACUCGAGAACAUAAGAUUGAAAUUCCGGAAGCCACAGAGGUGUCUGAGACGACAGAAUCCAAGGCAGAAACGGAGUUAAUGGCAGCCUCUACUAGAGAACAUAAGAUCGAAACUUCAGAAGCCACAGAGGUGUCUGAAAUGUUCUCUGAGACGAUUGAAUUCGAAGUAGAAACGGAGAUAGUAGAAGCUGCUACUCGAAAACAUAAGAUCGAAACUCCGGGAGCCACAAAGGUGUCUGAGACGUUCUCUGAGACGACAGAAUCCGAACCUGAAACCGUGAUAGUGGCAGCAUCUACUCGAAAACAUAAGAUCGAAACUCCGGAAGCCACAGAGGUGUCUGAGACGACAGAAUCCGAAGCAGAAACGGAGUUAGUGGCAGCCUCUACUAGAGAACAUAAGAUCGAAACUCCAGAAGCCACAGAGGUGUCUGAGACCUUCUCUGAGACGACAGAAUUCGAAGCAGAAACGGAGAUAGUAGCAGCUGCUACUCGAAAACAUAAGAUCGAAACUCCGGGAGCCACAGAGGUGUCUGAGACGACAGAAUCCGAAGCAGAAACGGAGUUAGUGGCAGCCUCUACUAGAGAACAUAAGAUCGAAACUCCAGAAGCCACAGAGGUGUCUGAGACGUUCUCUGAGACGACAGAAUUCGAAGCAGAAACGGAGAUAGUAGCAGCUGCUACUCGAAAACAUAAGAUCGAAACUCCGGGAGCCACAGAGGUGUCUGAGACGUUCUCUGAGACGACAGAAUCCGAACAAGAAACAGAGAUAGUGGCAGCAUCUACUCGAGAACAUAAGAUUGAAAUUCCGGAAGCCACAGAGGUGUCUGAGACGACAGAAUCCGAGGCAGAAACGGAGUUAAUGGCAGCCUCUACUAGAGAACAUAAGAUCGAAACUUCAGAAGCCACAGAGGUGUCUGAAAUGUUCUCUGAGACGACAGAAUUCGAAGCAGAAACGGAGAUAGUACCAGCUGCUACUCGAAAACAUAAGAUCGAAACUCCGGGAGCCACAGAGGUGUCUGAGACGUUCUCUGAGACGACAGAAUCCGAACAAGAAACAGAGAUAGUGGCAGCAUCUACUCGAGAACAUAAGAUUGAAAUUCCGGAAGCCACAGAGGUGUCUGAGAUGACAGAAUCCGAGGCAGAAACGGAGUUAAUGGCAGCCUCUACUAAAGAACAUAAAAUCGAAACUCCAGAAGCCACAGAGGUGUCUGAGACGUUCUCUGAGACGACAGAAUUCGAAGCAGAAACGGAGAUAGUGGCAGCCUCUACUAGAGAACAUAAGAUCGAAACUCCAGAAGCCACAGAGGUGUCUGAGACGUUCUCUGAGACGACAGAAUCCGAAGAAGAAACGGAGAUAGUGGCAGCCUCUACUAGAGAACAUAAGAUCGAAACUCCAGAAGCCACAGAGGUGUCUGAGACGUUCUCUGAGACGACAGAACCCGAAGAAGAAACGGAGUUAGUGGCAGCCUCUACUAGAGGACGUAAGAUCGAAACUCCAGAAGCCACAAAAGUGUCUGAGACGUUUUCUGAGAUGACAGAAUCCGAAGAAGAAACUGAGAUAGUGACAGCGGCUACUCGAGAACAUAAGAUCGAAUAUCCAGAAGCCACAGAGUUGUCUGAGACGUUCUCUGAGACGACAGAAUCCGAAGAAGAAACGGAGAUAGUAGCAGCUGCUAGUCGAAAACAUGAGAUCGAAACUCCAGAAGCCACAGAGGUGUCUGCGACGUUCUCUGAGACGACAGAAUCCGAAGAAGAAACGGAGAUAGUGGCAGCCUCUACUAAAGAACAUAAAAUCGAAACUCCGGAAGCCACAGAGGUGUCUGGAACGUUCUCUGAGACGACAGAAUCCGAACAAGAAACGGAGAUAGUGGCAGCAUCUACUCGAAAACAUAAGAUCGAAACUCCGGAAGCCACAGAGGUGCCUGAGACGUUCUCUGAGAUGACAGAAUCCGAACAAGAAACGGAGAUAGUGGCAGCCUCUACUAGAGAACAUAAAAUCGAAACUUCAGAAGCCACAGAGGUGUCUGAGACGUUCUCUGAGACGACAGAAUCCGAAGAAGAAACGGAGAUAGUGGCAGCCUCUACUAGAGAACAUAAGAUCGAAACUCCAGAAGCCACAGAGGUGUCUGAGACGUUCUCUGAGACGACAGAACCCGAAGAAGAAACGGAGUUAGUGGCAGCCUCUACUAGAGGACGUAAGAUCGAAACUCCAGAAGCCACAAAAGUGUCUGAGACGUUUUCUGAGAUGACAGAAUCCGAAGAAGAAACUGAGAUAGUGACAGCGGCUACUCGAGAACAUAAGAUCGAAUAUCCAGAAGCCACAGAGUUGUCUGAGACGUUCUCUGAGACGACAGAAUCCGAAGAAGAAACGGAGAUAGUAGCAGCUGCUAGUCGAAAACAUGAGAUCGAAACUCCAGAAGCCACAGAGGUGUCUGCGACGUUCUCUGAGACGACAGAAUCCGAAGAAGAAACGGAGAUAGUGGCAGCCUCUACUAAAGAACAUAAAAUCGAAACUCCGGAAGCCACAGAGGUGCCUGAGACGUUCUCUGAGAUGACAGAAUCCGAACAAGAAACGGAGAUAGUGGCAGCCUCUACUAGAGAACAUAAAAUCGAAACUUCAGAUGCCACAGAGAUGACAGAAUCCGAACAAGAAACGGAGAUAGUGGCGGCCUCUACUAGAGAACAUAAGAUCGGAUCUCCAGAAACCACAGAGUUGUCUGAGUCGUUCUCUGAGACGACAGAAUCCGAACAAGAAACAGAGAUAGUGGCAGCAUCUACUCGAAAACAUAAGAUCGAAACUCCGGAAGCCACAAAGGUGCCUGAGACGUUCUCUGAGAUGACAGAAUCCGAACAAGAAACGGAGAUAGUGGCAGCCUCUACUAGAGAACAUAAAAUCGAAACUUCAGAAGCCACAGAGGUGUCUGAAAUGUUCUCUGAGACGAUUGAAUCCGAAGUAGAAACGGAGAUAGUAGAAGCUGCUACUCGAAAACAUAAGAUCGAAACUCAGGGAGCCACAGAGGUGUCUGAGACGUUCUCUGAGACGACAGAAUCCGAACCUGAAACCGAGAUAACGACAGAAUCCGAAGCAGAAACGGAGUUAGUGGUAGCCUCUACUAGAGAACAUAAGAUUAAAACUCCAGAAGCCACAGAGGUGUCUGAGACGUUCUCUGAGACGACAGAAUUCGAAGCAGAAACGGAGAUAGUGACAGCGGCUACUCGAAAACAUAAGAUCGGAUAUCCAGAAGCCACAGAGUUGUCUGAGACGUUCUCUGAGAUGACAGAAUCCGAAGAAGAAACGAAGAUAGUAGAAGCUGCUACUCGAAAAUAUAAUAUCGAAACUCCGGAAGCCACAGAGGUGUCUGAAACGUUCUCUGAGAUGACAGAAUCCGAAGAAGAAACGGAGAUAGUUGCAGCUGCUACUCGAAAACAUAAGAUCGAAACUCCGGAAGCCACAGAGGUGCCAGAGACGUUCUCUGAGAUGACAAAAUCCGAACAAGAAACGGAGAUAGUGGCGGCCUCUACUAGAGAACAUAAGAUCGGAUCUCCAGAAACCACAGAGGUGUCUGAGUCGUUCUCUGAGAUGACAGAAUCCGAAAAAGAAACGGAGAUAGUGGCAGCCUCUACUAGAGAACAUAAGAUCGAAACUUCAGAAGCCACAGAGGUGUCUGAAAUGUUCUCUGAGACGAUUGAAUCCGAAGUAGAAACGGAGAUAGUAGAAGCUGCUACUCGAAAACAUAAGAUCGAAACUCAGGGAGCCACAGAGGUGUCUGAGACGUUCUCUGAGACGACAGAAUCCGAAGAAGAAACGGAGAUAGUGGCAGCCUCUACUAGAGAACAUAAUAUCGAAACUCCAGAAGCCACAGAGGUGUCUGAGACGUUCUCUGAGACGACAGAAUUCGAAGCAGAAACGGAGAUAACGACAGAAUCCGAAGAAGAAACGGAGAUAGUGGCAGCCUCUACUAGAGAACAUAAUAUCGAAACUCCAGAAGCCACAGAGGUGUCUGAGACGUUCUCUGAGACGAUAGAAUCCGAAGAAGAAACGGAGAUAGUGGCAGCCUCUACUAGAGGACAUAAAAUCGAAACUCCGGAAGCCACAGAGGUGUCUGAGAUGACAGAAUCCGAAGAAGAAACGGAGAUAGUAGCAGCUGCUACUCGAAAACAUAAGAUCGAUACUCCGGAAGCCACAGAGGUGCCAGAGACGUUCUCUGAGAUGACAGAAUCCGAAGAAGAAACGGAGAUAGUGGCAGCCUCAACUAGAGAACAUAAGAUCGGAUCUCCAGAAACCACAGAGGUGUCUGAGACGACAGAAUCCGAAGCAGAAACGGAAGGUGCCUGA
Diorhabda carinulata is the source of this 7344-nucleotide messenger RNA. RefSeq names its product mucin-2-like. The record is from RefSeq and is a predicted model, not a curated record. NCBI's taxonomy places the organism in Eukaryota, Metazoa, Arthropoda, Insecta, Coleoptera, Chrysomelidae. The transcript has 9 exons. The coding region runs from base 1 to 7344 and encodes 2447 amino acids.